Messenger RNA from Vanrija pseudolonga, 1261 nucleotides. It is a transcript of the gene yfjR, whose product is annotated as putative oxidoreductase YfjR. The transcript has 9 exons. NCBI's taxonomy places the organism in Eukaryota, Fungi, Basidiomycota, Tremellomycetes, Trichosporonales, Trichosporonaceae. Gene Ontology annotation, molecular function: NAD binding; oxidoreductase activity, acting on the CH-OH group of donors, NAD or NADP as acceptor; NADP binding. The coding region runs from base 83 to 1168 and encodes 361 amino acids. The record is from RefSeq and is a predicted model, not a curated record.
CCUCCACAACGACUUGCCUUCUACUCUCCAUCGCAUUCAUCGCGUCGUACAUCUCUACUAUUGUCCACUCAGUAAUAUCACAAUGUCUGCACCCCGCACACCAGCUCUCUCGCGCGUAGAGUCUGCCGAGCCCUCGGGCGGCAGCGGCCCCAUCCCCUUCUCACGUCCCCCCACACCGUCGCUCAAUGCCGAGGCGCGGUAUGCGUUCGUCGGCCUCGGCGAGAUGGGCAAGCGCAUGGCGACAAACUUUGCCCGCUCGCUCAUCGGCACCCCCCACGCCCCACUCAUCGUCUACAACCGCGGCGAGGAGGGCCUGAACAACUUUAAGAAGUGGGCCGCGUCCAAGGAGGUCCCCGAGUCGGCUUACACCGUCGUCACCGACCUCAAGGAGAUUGGCCGCACCGCUCACCUCAUCAUCACGUCUAUCGGCGGCGACGAUGCCAUCAAGGAGGUGUACGCCCAGCUCUUUGCCGGCCAGGAGGAGGACGAGUCCAAGAAGCAGACCAUCUUUGUCGACACUUCGACGACCUACCCCACCCUCUCGGGCCAGCUCGAGCGCGACGCGUCGUCCAAGAGGGGCCGGACCUUCCUCGCCGCGCCCGUGUUCGGUGUUCCUCGCGCCGCGGAGAAGGCGCAGCUGAUCAUCGCGAUGGCGGGCGACCUGUUCGCCAAGAAGGUCGCCUCGCACCUCCUUGUCCCGGCCAUCGGCAAGAAGGUCAUGGACCUGGGCAGCAACGUCGAGCGCGCCAUGUCGUUCAAGCUCGUCGGCAACUCGCUCGAGCUCGGCUUCAUCGAGCUCAUCUCCGAGUGCUUCACGCUCGCCGACCAGGCCGGCGUCGGCUCCGAGGCCCUCGUCGAGCUCAUCCGCGAGCAGCACUCGUCGCCCGCACUCGUGCGCUACUCUGAACGCAUCACCAAGAACAAGUUUGACGCCGAGGGCGGCUUCAACCUCCACGGCGGCUUGACCGACUCGAAGCACAUCCGCCAGCUCGCCGACACGUACAACGUGCCCAUGCCGACCAUGGACGUGGCCCACCAGCACAUGAUCACUGCCCGUGCCCAGGGCGGCGAGCAGAUGGACUGGACCGCCCUCGUUGCCGGCACGCGUAUCGCCGCCGGCCUCCAGCCCUUCGCAGGCAAGACCCGCCUGGAGAAGUGGGAGGAGUAGGGUGUUGUGGCAGAGUCUAGUCCAUAAUUCGUCCGGAGCGGCACACUUGAACUUAGUACAUUAUGUAUCGCCUCGUGCGAUGGUAUCGUGGGA